AUGGGAUCUUUAUUCUCCUCUGAAGAUAACCUCAAGUUAUUUUUCAAUUAUGGAAGUGAGCUCAACAUAAUACUGGAUGCCUGCAACUUCCAUGAAGGGUCACAGGCUACAGGAAAUGUGAGCUUUACAGUCGAUAGCAACUGUCCUUCCAUCCGUUUAAAUGUGGUUAUUGAAGGCUUUGAAAAUGUUAAGUGGAAAAAUAAAGAAAGAAGGAGAAGAGGUGGAAAAAGACGAACUAAAGUUGUAAUAUAUAAAGAUAAAAUCAAAACAAUUUCUAAUAGGAAUUUUGUGCUAGAGACCCAAGAAGGUUUUCUUCCAGGAAAUUAUUCAUAUCCUAUUAAUUUCCAAGUUCCACAAAAUGUUGCCGGGACCUACGCAUUCAAGUCAAGUGGAUGGGGACUUAGCUCCAAAUGCAGUAGCUCAUACAUGGUGUAUGCAGAGAUUACAAGCAAUGAUGGCUCCAAUACAUUACUCGGAAGAGCUGGAUGUCCCAUCGUUAUCAUGCAAAGACCAAGAUUUCAGCUUCAAUCUAAUGUCGAAACAAGUCUUACCGUCCCAAUAAAAACAUGGUGUUGCAUCAACAGAGGAAUCUUCGAUGGAAGAUUUUUCUUUGAAAAGAACAUUGUGUGCAUUAAUGACAAAGUUUGGAUGAAGUUCUAUCUUGACAACACCAAAAUUAAUCUUUCAGUUGAUAAAGUCAUUUGUUCCCUGAAAAGAAAAUUGGAAUUAAAAACACGCAGAGGCCGAAUGAAGGUAUUCACUAAAACAAUGAUUAAAAAAGAUAUGCCAGGAUGCAAGAAAGGAGAGAAAUCAGAAGAGAGAACAGUCCAGUUUGACCUAAACCUCGCUAAUGACGACGGCACCCCGUCUGAGCUCAAGGGAGGUCUGGGGGAGUUCGCCGGCAAAAUUCAGCAAAGUUGUAACGGCCAACUAAUUAGCUGUUCGUAUUUAUUAGAAAUGAAGGUAGACUUUGUUGGGUUCAGAUGUUGAGACCCAGACCCAGAAGCUGUAUUACCAAUUGAACUUUUAGCUCCUGAAAGAGUGCUUGUAUUCCAGCCUGAGAUUUACUCAGCACCCAUGGAUUACGGAGAUGCAGAUCAAUCAAUGAUUCCUUUUGUACCCGGUGGAGGGGUGAAUGCAGUUGCAACACAACAGCCAAUAAUGGAUCCGUAUGGAGGGGAAGAUCCAGAUGAAGCUCCUCCCCCAUCUCAAAUUCCACAAACCCAUGCAGCACCAGUCUAAGUAACAUCUAUUCAGUACUUUGCAGUUCCAAACGAUAGAUAUACUCAGCUUCUAGGAACAGUAUCUGCUCAAUAAAGGUUGCCAGGAACAUAAUUUCUAAUUAUGGAAGAAUAAUACAUUCACAUAAUAUUGUCAAAUUCCAAUAAAUACAAACACGCCUUCCCUUGACUCCUGC
Molecule: messenger RNA, 1417 nt
Organism: Moneuplotes crassus
Lineage: Eukaryota; Ciliophora; Spirotrichea; Euplotida; Euplotidae
Source: the annotation of a GenBank genome assembly